AUGUCCACCAAGAAUGUGCUCACGCCAUAUAUAAAGCUGCUAUUUUUGGAGCCGCCAAACCUCACCCCAACAGAUUUGAGCACCGUUCUCAAGUCGAUGUUCCGCGGAAUCCCCAGCGAUAUCCAGCUGGCUGCGUUCCUCACUGCUCUCAGAAUGCGUGGGCUUGAUCACGAACCAGAAUUCAUAGCUGCUGCUGUGCAGACGAUUCUAGAGUUCUCCGACCAUAUCCCUCCGCAGCUCGUUGCCAAGGAGGGCUACGUUGACAUUGUUGGCACUGGAGGAGAUGGCCAGAACACAUUCAAUGUCCUGACCUCUGCGGCCAUAGUGGCAGCUGGAAUGGGGCUCAAUGUGUGUAAACACGGGGGCAAGGCGCUGACGUCGACCUCCGGGUCCGGCGAUCUUCUCAAGUGUUUGGGUGUGGAUCUUAGCGUUGUCAACAAAGACACCACGCCGGCCAUUGUUAAGAAAAGCAACUUUUGUUACUUGUUUGCACCUUCCUUCCAUCCAGGGAUGGGCAAAGUGGCGCACAUCCGCUCGCAAAUGGGCAUUCCCACGAUUUUCAACAUCUUGGGUCCUCUCAUGAACCCAAUCCCACUUCGAGCCCGUAUUCUUGGUGUGUACUCUGAGAAGCUCGGUGAGCUGUAUGCUGUGGCGGCUGCUCAGCUUGCACAAAAGAGCCCGGCUCACGAAAGGACCAUGGUCGUGUGGGGCGAAAUUGGCCUCGACGAAAUCAGCCCGACAGGUAACACCAAGUGCUGGCUCGUGGACGAGAAAGGUGAAAUCACCAGAACAGUCAUCUCACCCAAAAACUUCAAGCUUCCUGAGCACAGUCUAGCCUCUGUGCGCAGUGGAACGCCUGAGGAGAACGCAGAGACCUUGUUGCACAUCUUGCGCCAGGAUUCUCCCAGAUACAUGUUGAAAACUAUCAAUGAUCCCUUGGUAGACUACAUCUUGAUGAACUCUGCUGCCGUAGCAUAUGUUGCUGGGUUGGCCAAAGACUGGGAAGAGGGCAUGGCUCUUGCCGUGGAUAGCAUAAAGCUGGGUAAAGCAGCGAAGGCUUUGGAAGACUUCAAGAGUGCUCUUAGCGAGCACAUAGCUGUCAACGAAGCAACUGUGGUCUGA
Messenger RNA from Candidozyma auris, 1122 nucleotides. It is a transcript of the gene TRP4, whose product is annotated as anthranilate phosphoribosyltransferase. Gene Ontology annotation, cellular component: cytosol. Gene Ontology annotation, biological process: L-tryptophan biosynthetic process. Lineage: Eukaryota; Fungi; Ascomycota; Pichiomycetes; Serinales; Metschnikowiaceae. The transcript has a single exon. Gene Ontology annotation, molecular function: anthranilate phosphoribosyltransferase activity. The coding region runs from base 1 to 1122 and encodes 373 amino acids. The record is from RefSeq and is a predicted model, not a curated record.